Magnusiomyces paraingens is the source of this 825-nucleotide messenger RNA. RefSeq lists its product as uncharacterized. Gene Ontology annotation, cellular component: transcription factor TFIIE complex. Bases 1 to 825 code for a protein of 274 amino acids. Gene Ontology annotation, biological process: transcription initiation at RNA polymerase II promoter. The transcript has a single exon. The record is from RefSeq and is a predicted model, not a curated record. Lineage: Eukaryota; Fungi; Ascomycota; Dipodascomycetes; Dipodascales; Dipodascaceae.
AUGUCGUCCUUAAGUGAACAGCUCAACUCCUUCAAAAACAAAGUCAAGUCUGCCCCUGUUAUUCCGAAAAAGGUUGUUCCAAAUACUCCUUUAUCAGAACCUAUAGCGGGGCAUAAAAGAGACAAUCCAGAUGAUAGCAACAAAUCUCCGUAUCCUAAAAAAAAAUCCACCAUCAUAUAUUCGCAGCCUGCCAACACAGGCACCGGAAUUCAGAUGGGAACACAAAUUGUCAAUGCCAUAGAGUACAUCAAGAAGCAGGACCGACCGGUCCCAUUUAAAGAUAUUGAGCGCUAUAUGUCAACUAAGAUUGACUUACUGCUUGGAGGCUUACAAAAGCACGAUCGAAUAAAGAUCAACAUGACGCAGCAAACCGCCGCCUAUGUGUCAAUAUACAAUAUUUAUUCAAAGGAGGAGCUGCUAGCAUUUUUGAGAAGUCAACAGUCUUUUCAAGGUGUGCCAGUGAAGCAACUAAAGGAUGGCUGGAAUGGGUGUCUUGCGGCGAUUGAAGAGCUGGAGAAGGAGGGUGAUAUUCUGGUUUUGCGGACAAAGAAAGAAAACAUUCCAAGAUAUGUUUGGGCAAACACUGGUGGGAAGCUGGGUGGCAUUGAUGAGGACUUUGUCAAGAUCUGGACAAGUGUAAAAGUCCCCGAUUCUGCGGAUUUGCCAAAGGAAUUGGAUAAGGCAGGACUUAAGCCUACUAGUGUUGAUCCAGCCACCAUUAAAUCCAAAAAGGGAACAGCUUCCAAUAAGAAGCAACGUAAACCGCGUACAGGUAAAAUUACAAACACUCACUUGGGUGGUCUUCUUAAGGAUUAUGGUGUUUAA